GAUUUCCAUUGGGGCGGGCCUGGAAAAGUUAUUCAGCAUAUUUUACCUACUAAAAAAAAAAAAUACAUUUUUUAUGAACAAAAACGCAGGUACACUAUGCCAGAUCGAUCAAAUCAACGUUGGUUUGUCAUCGCAACUCUGGCUUCGUGGAACUUAAUGAGUGGUUUCGGUUUCUACGCCUACAUUCUGGAUUGCUAUGUAAAUUAUCCAUUUGAUCACCAGAGACGUCAGUUCAAAUAUCACACUUUUGCCGGAACUAUUGACAAAGAUGUUGUUAUGGGAAUCACUGUCGUAAUGCUAUGUCAGAUAGUAUCUUCGAUUCUACUAUGCUUUGCAUUAGAUGAGAAGAAAAGAACAUGUCUUAUUUACGGAAUUUUCAUUAGCCUAACUUUUCCGUGUGUCUGUCUCCCAGUUUGGCCAUUAGCUGUAACACAUGUCAGUCUUGUUUUGGUAGUGCUGAGUUAUUACUUUGAGUAGUUUAGAAAAUGUUGUAAAAAAUUGU
Drosophila melanogaster (fruit fly) is the source of this 502-nucleotide messenger RNA. RefSeq lists its product as uncharacterized. The record is from RefSeq and is marked reviewed. The transcript is spliced from 4 exons. Lineage: Eukaryota; Metazoa; Arthropoda; Insecta; Diptera; Drosophilidae. The coding region runs from base 97 to 477 and encodes 126 amino acids.